This is a messenger RNA of Cooperia oncophora, 711 nucleotides long. The record is from the annotation of a GenBank genome assembly. NCBI's taxonomy places the organism in Eukaryota, Metazoa, Nematoda, Chromadorea, Rhabditida, Trichostrongylidae.
AUGGGAUUUCAUGUGUUUGAAUCGACUGUGCCACCACCUCCGCUGCCAGACAAUAAAGUAAGACGUGGUUAUUACACACGAAGUGUCCUUUGUGAUGCUGUGAAGCAGGUUAUGCUUGGAGCAAUGACGGUCACUCAGGCUUCUCGUCACUAUAAAAUCCCCCGUACGACCAUCCAGAAACAUUUUAGUAAAGCCCGUGAGCAACACAACCUAAAGGAGAUGUAUAUCCGACGGAUGGAAGCUGCCGAGAAAGGAUUAUUGGGUAGAGUACCUGAUAGCGAUCUUCAAAGGCGACUUUCCGAGCACGGAACGGCAUGUCUUUUAUCACAUGGAGUGGAGAUUUGGCCAAGUAGUUCCGAGGACUCAUCGGCAACCGUUCACUGGCGGCAACAACCUGUGAAAAUCGAUCCGUCUCAAGAAGCCUUCUUUGUUCAAGAUAAUCAUACAUACACGUGCGAAAAUGAGAUAACUGUAGCGGAACAGUGCGAAGUUAGCAGUGGUGAAGGGAGACUUUAUCAAUCAUCAGGUCCUAUUUGUGAGCCAGAGGCAAUGAGAAAGCCAAAUCCAGCUGCCGACGUCACAAGCUUCCAGAGUCGCUCCUCUAAAGCAGCCGUAAAGCCAUUAACUCGUGUUGUGCUGAGAAGAGAAGGCAGUGAAGAAGUUGUAAAAGUGGUUCGUGUGAAUACUCACGGCUUACCCUCGGCUCCUUGA